GGGUGGGGGGUGUGGUCUGUGGACCUCUGGGCAAACAAUUGAUGAGACUGGAAGGAAAGGUAUUUGUGAAUCCUUUGAAGUAUUCUGCAAAAGUUUAUGUGCAUUUCUCCAGGGAAAGUGUGCCUUGCUUGCCUUGCUAGUAUCUUAGAGGGGUCCGUGACCUAAAGAAGGUUAAAGAAAGCACUAAAUUUGUAUUUUUAAUUGAUCAUUUCCACCCCAACAGGAAAAUUUCUCCUAGAUCUGCUCUUGUUUGCUACUGUACUUGAAGCCCUUCAGUCCAUCACAGUCUAAAUGGAGGUGGGUGGGAGAGAAUGACACAGAGAAAGAUCAGGUAUGGUUGCAGAAGUACAGGAAGAAGGACUGGUGCCAGACAGAGCUGGCAUUACAAUCCCAUCUACCAACUUAUCAGCUGCGGCCUUGACCUAGGUACUUAACUGCUCUCUGCCUCAGUUUCUUCUUCUGUAAAAUGAAGAAAAGUUGAGGUUCAAAGGUCAAUUGUGUAAAGUAUGUGUGGAGCACACAAGAUGACACUGUUAUUAUGGAGAAGUCUUAUCCUGCAGCCUCAGACAGUCCCUAACUGAUUUCUCUGUAUUCUUGGUCUGAGCCCAAUUUUCAAGGCUGGUAGGAUAGGUUGGGCAUCAGACCUCUCCGAUGAUUUAAUUGAACACGGUUGAGUUGGAAUUUCCAAAACCCUCAGGGCCAAACUCACCUUUUCACUGUCAAUUCCCCUUUCCUUCUGUCUCUUAGUACUCCCCCCAGGGCUCAAUGAUUCUUGACAAAAGCUCUAGUUCACUUUAGGAGAGCAGAAAGGGAGAGGAAAUGAUCUUCCAAAAUUAAAGAUGAAGACCUUCACUUAGUAAGGUUGUAGUUCAACCUUUUGGCCUCUAGAGGGCAGUGUGGACACGUUCGCCUCAGGUUCACAGCCAGCCAAUAACAAAGUAAGUUUUCGGUACUGCACCAAAGGAUGAAAGGAUAAUGGCAAACGUAUUCUUAGUGCUCUCCACUGUGUGAUUAUGAGCGAUUAUAAUCUUUAUACUUGGGGGUAUUAAAAUAUUGUUCUAGUUAUGACAAUGAUUUUUUAAUUGGCUUAACUAAAAAAAAGUCGGUAUUUGUAUUGUUCCAUACUUUGGGAAGAAAAUAGACAUGUCCAAGGGAACUAGUCUUUGAACCACUAUUUAAGCCUCGUUUCUGUAUUUAUUCUUGGAUAUAAGAGAAUUGAGCGCUUGACCUUGUUUUCACUAAAAGGCAAACUGGGCUGUUUUAGUUGCAACACAGAUGUUUGUCAAAAACAGGGUAGAGGUGGAGCUCACAGCCGGGAGAAUGCCGGCUGGAUUCCCAGGCCUUCUCAGUGAACGCACCUUGUGUCACAGCCGUAGGGGCAGGGCGGGAGCGUCUCAAAACCUCCCACCUCUCAGCCCAAGCUUUGGAGUCCUCGUCACCUUCCACUGCCCAGUUCUGGACAACAGUGAGAGUCCCAUUCCUUGUCGAGCGGGGACUGGAAACAAAAAACAGCCAGUCUUAGCUCCGAGCCCUCGUGGCACCCCUCCUGCCUCCGCCUCCAGAAGGCGGGCACAGCAGCUUGCAGGCGCGCGGCCAGCCAAUGGCUGGGGGACGAACAGAAAGGCGAGAGUGCUCCUUCACUCGGCCCCAACGUCACGAUGCUGGCCCCGCCCCUUCGCCAGCAGUCUCUGGGAGCGGGCGGGUGAGCCAGCCGCCCUGCAGACGCCUGACGCCGAACCCGAACCCGGUCUGUCACAAUGCUGCUGCACAGGGCUGUGAUCCCCCAUCUCCGACAGGCCUGCAGGCUACUCAGGAGUCACCACACGUAUACACAAGAGAGGAAGUGAGAUCUCACAGCAGCCCUGAGACUAGGAUCUGGGUGACUCUGGGCUGUGAGGUGUUUGAUGUUACAGAAUUUGUGGACCUACACCCUGGGGGGCCAUCAAAGCUGAUGCUAGCAGCAGGGGGUCCUCUAGAGCCCUUCUGGGCCCUCUAUGCUGUUCAUAACCAGCCCCAUGUGCGUGAGAUGCUGGCUCAGUACAAGAUUGGGGAGCUGAGCCCUGAAGACAAGGUACCUUCCACCUUGAAGACCUCUGACCCCUACAUUGAUGAUCCCGUACGUCACCCAGCCCUGAAGGUCAACAGCCAGCGCCCCUUUAAUGCAGAGCCCCCCCCUGAAUUGCUGACGGAAAACUAUAUCACACCUAACCCUAUCUUCUUCACCCGGAACCAUCUGCCUGUACCUAACCUGGACCCAGAAACCUAUCGUCUGCAUGUAGUAGGGCCACCUGGGGGUCAGUCACUGUGCCUAUCCCUGGAUGACUUGUACAAGUUCCCCAAACACGAGAUCACUGUAACUCUGCAGUGUGCUGGCAACCGGCGCUCUGAAAUGACUCAGUUCAAAGAAGUGAGAGGUCUGGAGUGGAAUAUCGGGGCUAUUAGCACUGCACGCUGGGCUGGGGCACGCCUUUGUGAUGUGUUAGCCAAGGCUGGUCACCAACUCUGUGAAACUGAGGCCCAUGUCUGCUUUGAGGGACUGGAUUCAGACCCCACAGGGACUGCCUAUGGAGCAUCCAUCCCUCUGGCUCGGGCCAUGGAUCCUGAAGCUGAGGUCCUGCUGGCAUACGAGAUGAAUGGGCAGCCUCUGCCUCGUGACCAUGGCUUCCCUGUGCGAGUGGUCGUUCCUGGUGUGGUGGGUGCCCGCCAUGUCAAAUGGCUGGGCAAAGUGAGUGUGGAACCAGAGGAAAGUUACAGUCACUGGCAGCGGCGGGAUUAUAAAGGCUUCUCUCCAUCUGUGGACUGGGACACAGUAGAUUUUGACUCAGCUCCAUCUAUUCAGGAACUUCCUGUCCAGUCAGCCAUCACAGAACCCAAGGAUGGGGAGACAGUACAAUCAGGGGAGGUGACUAUCAAGGGCUAUGCAUGGAGUGGUGGUGGGAGGGCUGUGGUCAGGGUGGAUGUGUCUCUGGAUGGGGGCCUAACCUGGCACGUGGCAGAGCUGGAUGGAGAGGAACAGCGUCCCCGAAAGGCCUGGGCCUGGCGACUAUGGCAGCUGCAAGCCCCUGUGCCGGCUGGGAGAAAGGAAUUGAACAUUGUUUGUAAAGCUGUAGACGACAGCUACAAUGUGCAACCAGACACCGUGGCCCCAAUCUGGAACCUGCGAGGUGUGCUCAGCAAUGCCUGGCACCGUGUCCAUGUCCAUGUCACCCCAUAAGAAGGUGAAAUGGAAUUACCUACUCCCCAGAAUCAUCAUCUCAACCCCUUUCCACACACAUCCUUUUGCCUUGUUACCACAGGAAAACCUUUCCUUCCACCUCCACUUCUUGGAUCACAACCCUAUACUAUGCCUUCCUAAACCACACACAAAUACACACAUUGCACAUUUCCACCCAGACACCAGCUCUCCUUUGACACUAUGUUACAUAUCCCUAUUAUGCCAGAAGUUGAGAGCUGUUGAAGAUGGAGGCUAGAAGUGGGAAAUUUCUGUAAACAAGCACUCUUCUCCUCCUACCCCACCUCCACUUCUAGUGUCUAUCAUCACUUUAUUUUGCUUUUCCUCUUGGGAGUCUUCAGAAAAUGUGUGUGGAUAUGUGUACAAAAAGUGUAUAUGCAACUUUCUACUGACUUUCUGGUUGCCAGGGGUCGUGAGAGGUGCAAUCCUGCCCCUUUAUAGUUCCACUUUUCUAAACGCAUCAAUAAAGUAUCUGUUUAAGACACAA
This is a messenger RNA of Neofelis nebulosa (Clouded leopard), 3719 nucleotides long. RefSeq names its product sulfite oxidase (gene SUOX). The coding region runs from base 1601 to 3214 and encodes 537 amino acids. The record is from RefSeq and is a predicted model, not a curated record. The transcript has 3 exons. NCBI's taxonomy places the organism in Eukaryota, Metazoa, Chordata, Mammalia, Carnivora, Felidae. Gene Ontology annotation, molecular function: heme binding; oxidoreductase activity; molybdenum ion binding. Gene Ontology annotation, cellular component: mitochondrion.